Molecule: messenger RNA, 4896 nt
Organism: Phyllopteryx taeniolatus (common seadragon)
Lineage: Eukaryota; Metazoa; Chordata; Actinopteri; Syngnathiformes; Syngnathidae
Product: ribosomal protein S6 kinase alpha-3
Exons: 22
Coding region: 384-2630 (748 amino acids)
Biological process (GO): protein phosphorylation; intracellular signal transduction
Molecular function (GO): ATP binding; magnesium ion binding; ribosomal protein S6 kinase activity
Source: RefSeq, a predicted model, not a curated record
GAGAGGGAGCGAAGGAGGAAGAGAGAAUAGACAGAGAGGGGGUGGCAGAUAGACUACAGGAGUGAUUGUCGAGUGUUACAUGUGGCCGUGGGCUCACAGAAGGGAAGAAAAGGGCGUCCUCCUUGCCUUUUCUCAUGUUCCUCCGUCCGGAGGAAGGGGCGGACUCGGCGCCAGUACACACCCGCGGAUAGGUCUUACUCGCUCGGCUCGAGAGUCCGUGGCGGGUCGGCGCCAACCGGCGAAUUGACGCGGAACUAGCUUCACAUUUGACCAAAGAGACACCAGAGAAAAUAAGUCAGGGCGGCUGGACUGAAGGUCCCUGGUCGCCGAAGAGGAAGUGAAAGCAGCAGGGAGAGGACAAGUCGAGGCAGAGGAAGGACAAGAUGCCGCUGGCUCAGCUGGUGGAUCCCUGGCAGAAGAUGCCGCUGGGGGGGACGACGGGGGAGGAUGCUCAUAACGACCUUGAGGACUCGGUGGGCGAGGACGACGGCGUGACGCCCAGCAAUGAUGACGUGUCCAUCAAGGAGAUAAGCAUCACUCACCAUGUGAAGGAGGGAUGUGAGAAGGGUGACCCUCGUCAGUUCGAGCUGCGCAAAGUCCUGGGGCAAGGCUCCUUUGGCAAGGUCUUCCUGGUGAGGAAGGUCACAGGUCCAGACGCCGGCCAACUGUACGCUAUGAAAGUCCUCAAGAAAGCAACACUGAAAGUGCGCGACCGGGUCAGGACAAAGAUGGAAAGAGACAUCCUGGUGGAGGUCAACCAUCCCUUCAUCGUUAAACUGCACUACGCCUUCCAGACAGAGGGGAAACUCUACCUGAUCCUGGACUUCCUGAGAGGGGGAGACCUCUUCACUCGGCUUUCUAAAGAGGUGAUGUUCACAGAGGAGGACGUCAAGUUCUACCUCGCAGAACUGGCGCUGGCUCUCGAUCACCUUCACGGCCUCGGCAUCAUUUACAGGGACCUGAAGCCUGAGAACAUCCUGCUGGAUGAGGAUGGACACAUCAAGCUUACAGACUUUGGCCUGAGCAAGGAGUCCAUCGACCACGAGAACAAAGCGUACUCGUUCUGUGGGACGGUGGAGUACAUGGCUCCGGAGGUGGUCAACAGGCGAGGACACACGCACAGUGCAGACUGGUGGUCGUACGGGGUGCUGAUGUUCGAGAUGUUGACGGGAACGCUGCCAUUUCAAGGCAAAGACCGGAAGGAGACCAUGACCAUGAUACUCAAUUUAGGUCUUCAGUGUUCAACUUGUGUCUGCAGGGCCAAGCUGGGAAUGCCGCAGUUUUUAAGUUCAGAAGCCCAGAGUCUUCUCAGGAACCUUUUUAAGCGCAACCCCAGCAACAGAUUAGGAGCGGGUCCAGACGGCGUGGAGGAGAUCAAGAGGCAUCAGUUCUUCAGCACCAUCGACUGGAAUAAACUCUUCCGCAGAGAGCUCGCGCCUCCCUUCAAGCCGGCGGCAGGACGACCCGACGACACCUUCUACUUUGACCCGGAGUUCACCGCUAAAACGCCCCGCGAUUCUCCGGGAGUCCCGCCCAGUGCCAACGCCCAUCAGCUCUUCAGAGGAUUCAGUUUUGUGGCAAUAACCGAAGAGGAAACACAACCGAUGCCCAACGCUAUUGUUCAGAAGCUCCACAGAAGCACGUCUCAGUUUUGCGACGCCUACGAGGUGAAAGAGGACAUCGGCGUGGGCUCCUACUCCAUCUGCAAGCGCUGCGUGCACAAAGGCACCAGCAUGGACUACGCCGUAAAGAUCAUCAACAAAGCCAAGCGGGACCCCAUGGAGGAGGUGGAGAUCCUGCUGAGAUACGGCCAGCACCCCAACAUCAUCACGCUCAAAGACGUGUACGACGACGGCCGCUCCGUGUUCCUGGUCACGGAGCUGAUGAAGGGCGGAGAGCUGCUGGAUAAAAUCCUCCGCCAGAAGUUUUUCUCCGAGCGAGAAGCCAGCGCCGUUCUCUUCACCAUCGCCAAGACGCUGGAGUACCUCCACGUGCAGGGGGUGGUGCACAGAGACCUGAAGCCGAGCAACAUCCUCUAUGUGGACGAGAGCGGGAACGCCGAGUCCAUCAGGAUCUGCGACUUUGGCUUUGCCAAGCAGCUGAGAGCGGAAAAUGGCCUGCUCAUGACGCCGUGCUACACCGCCAACUUUGUCGCUCCCGAGGUUCUGAAGAAGCAGGGUUACGAUGCAGCCUGUGACAUAUGGAGUCUCGGAGUGCUUCUCUACACCAUGCUAACAGGCUUCACUCCUUUUGCCAACGGCCCUGAAGACACGCCGGAGGAGAUUUUGGCCCGAAUCGGCAGUGGGAAGUUCUCACUCACUGGAGGAUACUGGAACUCUGUGUCUGUUGAGGCUAAGGACCUGGUGUCAAAGAUGCUGCACGUGGACCCCCACCAGCGGCUGACGGCCGGUCAGGUCCUGCGCCACCCGUGGGUGACGCACCGAGACCAGCUACCCAAAUACACGCUCAACAGGCAGGACGCUCCUCACCUCGUCAAGGUGACUUUGGGAGCAAUGGCAGCCACGUACUCGGCCCUCAAUAGGAACGUCCCGCCCGUUCUGGAGCCAGUGGGCUGCUCCACUUUGGCGCAGCGGAGGGGUGUGAAGAAGCUCACCUCCACCGCUCUGUGACCUCACCACCGAGGACCACCAUCCCCUCCCCAACCCCUCCCGUCAACUCUGACCUCUAGCUGAACUUGGACAGACUACUGAUGGAAUCCAGGGAGCGCUGACGCCCAAAAAAGGAGCACACAGAGGCCGCCGCCCUCCUGCACACUUGACGUGCUCUUCUGAUUGGACGGCUGACGGCGUUCUUCCAAGAAAAACUUGUGAUUUUUUUGCUUUGGACAAUCAGAACAGGAAGGAAGCGUGCGUGUAUAUAAACCUCAAAGUGGGAUGUUUAAUCAUAGAAACACAAUAGUCCAACAGAAGCAUUUAAAGCCAUAGGAUACUUUGUUUUUAACUUCCCUAUCGUCACGGUGAUGUCAAACGUGACAUCUGACGUACGUGACCUUUUGUGAUUUGUCGGACCCCAAAGCUGACAAACACUCAGUGUCGUAGAAUAUAAUGCUGCGUUCACAUCGGAUGCGAAUUUAACCAUUCGUGUGACCUGAUUGCAUAUAAAGUCAAUGAAGUUCACGUGAAUCGGCGUGAAUACCUGUUGGUCGACACAUAUGACGCGUUUGACGCGACGUGUGUGUGGACAGCACACGAAAAUUCACUUCUUUUCUUCUUUUGGGAGAUUUGAACUACUAGCCACAAAUUGCGUCGCGACAACCAAUCAGUUUCGAGAAUGGUGAGCAAAGGGCCUGCCUAGGGGACGAGACGUGCCGCUGGCCGCUUGGUCAUUUAUUCGAUAUCCAGUAUAUGGAAUAAAUCCUCAAAUCGCUUUCUAUUGUCCUCCACUGUCUCCACCAGUAAUGUGACAGGAAUUGGAAAUGGCUGCAGGCUGACUUAGUCGUGUUUCCAUCUUUGAUGGACAGGUGGUGGACAAUGGGGCUUGUCACUCCAUGCUGACGCCGUGAUGUCAUGCAUAUGCAAAUUAGUUCUUUACCCUCAACUUCUUUCCAGUUUUGUUCAUUACGACUGCAAAGUUUGUCACAAAUUUUGGUUCCAGGGGGAAAAAAAUUGCAAGGACCCCUCUUUAUCCAAGUGCCAAUUAAACAUUAUUACCAUGUGCAUUCCUAAAUGCCACAGCAGUUACGUUUCAACCUAGUCAUGAUUUGCGCUAAGCCCAAAGCACUGUCUAAUUUCAAGUAUUGCUUUGGUGCCAUCUUGUGCCAUUUUACAAAUUGACUGUUUAAAAAGUUAAUGGGAAGAGGAAAGAAAAUGUCGAAUGCUUUUGGUGUGCGUGGUUCAAUAGCAUCUACCAGAGGGAAGACACUGGAAAAGGUGGUGUCUAGGCUGGCUUGGUGUGAUUUAUUCAGUCUUUCCCAACGUCUGUUGAGCCAAGGCACAUCUUUUAUAUUAGAAACAUCCUUCGGCACGCUACCAAAAUGCGGCGUAAUGGGUUUAGUAAGGGUUUAUCAAAUUAUGGCUCGCGAGGAGCCAAGUUGGAGAACCAAUCAUGUAGAGGCCCGAUGAUUAAUACAAAAAUACAACACAGUCCUCACGAGUCUAAAAAGCCGCCGUCCUCCCUGGAGACGUGUUUGUCACCUGCGAUUAAGGCUUCCAAACAAAAACAAGCGUACUUCCUCCCUGACGUCUGUGCACGGGAACUGUAAAUUAAAACAGCUCAGGUUUUCACUCGUACAGCACGAAGAACAUCGUGGAAAGCCAAUCGAGCAUUUAUUCGACGUCAUUGAUAUCCAGCUUAUGGUCCGUGUACUAGUAUGCUCCUUCACCUCACUAGUAAGACAGCUACAGUGGAUAUAAAAAGUCUACACACCCUUGCGCCACGAGUGUGCUGAAUUGUCCUACUAGUGAGGACAAAGAGCUUACUAGUACAUGGCCCUUAAGAUGGAUAUCAGUGAUGUCAAAUAAAUGCUCAAACGGCUUUCCAUACGUUCUGAAAUGUUUAAACCGGUCAUUUUUUUCCUGUUAUGUAUCCAUCCCAAUGUUUCCAUGCCACCAGGAGUUGCUGCUUCAAUUGCAAGACUUGAGGAAAUGUUAGCUAAGUUAGCAUGUUAAAAAAGAAAAAAAAGGCCCACGUGGUCUGUGCUUCGCUUUUUGAUCACGAAUGUGUUGGAUGAUGAAUCAGUGGUCGUACAGCUCUGGGAACAAGGAAUGUAAAAGAAAUGCUUUUUUCUGUGUUUUUAUUUUUAUUUUUUUCCAUUUUCUCCUGCUCUUCCGCAACCUGUCAGAUUUGUUCAGCCCGAGUGCUGCACCAUCUCUUGUUUUGUUCUUUUUUAUACCUCCAGGGAGACUUUCUAUGAAAAAUAAAAUCAUAAGCUAAUGA